Molecule: messenger RNA, 582 nt
Organism: Anisakis simplex (herring worm)
Lineage: Eukaryota; Metazoa; Nematoda; Chromadorea; Rhabditida; Anisakidae
Source: the annotation of a GenBank genome assembly
CGUGACUUGAACGCAGCACGUGAGUGGUGUGAGCGAGCGCUGGAAUUGAAUCCAGAGAUGCCGUGUGCUCUGAUCUUGAUGGCGUUGAUAUUCACAGCACAAAACGAUUACAAAGCAGCUUUGGAGCUUGUCAUUGAAGCAUUAAACGACUUCCCUUCAAAUUUCGCACUGCUCGUACUCAAACUUAAACUCGACGUCAAAUUUGGUCGAACCGAAGAAGCUCUGUCCACGUCGAAUAGUUUACUUCAGUUUUGGCGUAAAACUGAUCCGUCGUAUAGUUUCGGUGGUGGCAGUGACAUUAUUGCCCCAAAUAUAUCAAAUUAUGUGACCGAAAAGAAUCGAUGUGAGAGCAUAGCACGAGGAAGCGUGGCACGUUCGAUGAGCAGUCGUGAUGCAAUGACCCCGAUUGCACCAAUGUUUACCGCUCCUUUAGGCAUAAUUGCAUCAUCCACAUCGAUGAUCGGCACGAGUAAUUUGGAUCUGAGUGGUCAGUAUUAUUAUUUAUAUAAUGGCAAAUUAUGUUAUCGUAUAGUUUAUUUUCUAUUUGUUUAUUCUAUUCAUUUUCUGUUCGUUUAUUUCUAA